UUAUUUAUUAUUACUUGAAAUUUUGGAUCUUUAAAAGGCCCACUUUCGGUAUUCUGUUCAUAGUAGUGAGCAAGUAGCCAUGGAUAAGCAUAAUACAAUGGCUAUCUUCUACAGUUUAGCUCUUUGCUUGUUAGUAAGCUUUUUUCUGCUCGCUCACUGUGCUCCUCAGUCUUCUCUUAUUACUCAAAUCCCCGGUUUCAAUGGCACCCUUCCUUCUAAACACUAUUCUGGGUAUGUGACCAUUGAUGAAAGCCAUGGCAAGAAAUUGUUUUAUUACUUUGUUGAAUCUGAAGGAAACCCAUCAAAGGAUCCUGUUGUUCUUUGGCUCAAUGGUGGACCUGGAUGCUCUAGCUUUGAUGGAUUUGUAUAUGAGCAUGGUCCUUUCAAUUUUGAAGCUGCGAAAGCACAUGGAGAUCUGCCCACAUUGCAUCUUAAUCCAUACAGCUGGUCCAAGGUUUCCAACAUUUUAUAUUUAGAUUCCCCUGCUGGUGUUGGUCUCUCUUAUUCUAAGAAUAAAAGCGAUUACAUAACUGGUGACGUAAAGACCUCCUUGGAUUCACAUACUUUUUUGCUCAAGUGGUUUGAGAUAUACCCAGAGUUCCUUCCCAAUCCAUUUUUUAUUUCUGGGGAGUCAUAUGCUGGAGUUUAUGUGCCAACUCUUUCUUAUGAAGUAGUGAAAGGAAUGGAUGCUGGUGUAAAGCCCACCUUAAAUUUCAAGGGGUAUCUGGUAGGAAAUGGAGUUACAGAUGAGAUGUAUGAUGGAAAUGCUCUUGUUCCAUUCGCGCAUGGGAUGGGACUGAUCUCCGAUGAGCUGUUUGAGGCAGUAAAUAGUGAAUGCAAGGGAAAUUUUUACAAUCCACUGAGUGAUGCUUGUGACAGCAAGCUUGCGAAGGUUGAUGAGGACAUUGAAGGUUUAAAUAUAUAUGAUAUUCUAGAACCAUGCUAUUAUGAUGAUGACCCAAAGGAGGUUACAGAUAUUAAAAUCAGGUUACCUCCUAGCUUCCGGCAAUUAGGUGAGACAGAUAGACCUCUUCCUGUGAGAAAAAGGAUGUUUGGUCGUGCCUGGCCUCUUAGAGCUCCUGUAAGAGAGGGAAUUGUUCCAACUUGGCCACAGCUCCUCAAUAGCGAAAGUGUUCCAUGCACUGAUGAUGAAGUUGCUACCUCAUGGCUGAACAAUGCAGAAGUAAGGAAAGCAAUCCAUGCUGAUGAUGAAAGUGCACUUGGUGCUUGGGAAUUGUGUACUGAUAAAAUCACCUUUUAUCAUGAUGCUGGGAGCAUGAUGAAAUUCCACAGGAACCUAACUUUGAGAGGGUAUCGAGCACUCAUAUUCAGUGGGGAUCAUGAUAUGUGCGUGCCGUACACUGGUAGUGAAGCAUGGACAAGAUCAAUGGGAUAUAAAAUAGUGGAUGAAUGGAGGCCAUGGACUUCCAAAGGACAAGUUGCUGGGUAUACACAAGGGUAUGAGAACAACCUCACCUUUUUAACCAUAAAGGGGGCUGGACAUACUGUCCCAGAGUACAAACCACAAGAGGCAUUGGAUUUUUACAGCCGUUUUCUUGCUGGGAAAUCAAUAUAAGAGAAAUAUCUGACAUGUACAACCAUUUACGUGACUGAACAUAUUUCUUUUUCUUUUUCCUCUUCAAUAUUUAUGGAGUGAAGAGUUAUCACUAAAGACUUGACUAUGUAUUGAUGUCUCCUGAAAUAAAAACUGGAUUAAAUGUAGUAGACAAAAUAAAAGUAGGUUAUCGAGUGACCAGCCCUUAGCUUCAUAAAGAUUUAAGUUGUUUAAGUUAAUGAAAUUCAUUUGAAAAUUCUAUA
This is a messenger RNA of Jatropha curcas, 1818 nucleotides long. It is a transcript of the gene SCPL21, whose product is annotated as serine carboxypeptidase-like 21. Gene Ontology annotation, biological process: proteolysis; secondary metabolic process. Gene Ontology annotation, molecular function: acyltransferase activity, transferring groups other than amino-acyl groups; serine-type carboxypeptidase activity. The record is from RefSeq and is a predicted model, not a curated record. NCBI's taxonomy places the organism in Eukaryota, Viridiplantae, Streptophyta, Magnoliopsida, Malpighiales, Euphorbiaceae.